AUGAGGAGCUACUCGGGAGCCAGUGCUCUCGCCGCCCUGACCGUCCUUCUCCUGCUGAUUUAUGCGUGCUCCGUGCGGGCCGGCGACCAAGAGAGGCAGAUCUGGUACGAGGCAGCGGCUCGCGCAAUCGAGACGCGAGUCAGAGCGGCGGCCACUUCAAGCGGCACGGGGUCAACACCACCCUCGGGUAUGGCGCGAGGCGUUGUUCUCUUCGUGGGCGACGGCAUGGGGAUGAGUACCCUCACGGCCGCCCGGAUCCUCUCGGGACAGCGCCAAGGAAACGCCGGCGAAGAAGCGCGCCUCGCCUGGGACGACUUCCCUGCUGUUGCUCUCGCAAGGACGUACAAUAUGGACGCUCAAGUAGGAGAGUCAUCCGCUUGUGCAACAGCUUUGCUAUGUGGUGUCAAAGCAAAUUACGAAACCGUUGGACUGGAUUCGUCGGCUCGUUUCGAAAAUUGUCACUCCAGCUUCAAUGCCAAGGUGCCAUCACUCAUUAAAUGGGCCCAGCAACAAGGGAAGUCCACGGGGUUGGUCACCACCACCCGGGUUACGCAUGCGACGCCUGCAGCUCUUUACGCACAUGCGUCCAGCAGGUACUGGGAAGACGACGGGAAAGUGCCUCCUGCCGCCAGGACCUCCUGCAAGGACAUUGCCAGGCAGCUCCUAGAGGACGAGCCUGGCCGCAACAUAAACGUCAUUCUGGGUGGAGGAAGGAGACAUUUCGUUCCAAAAGUAACGACGGAUCCAGAAGAACCAGAAAAAGAUGGCAGAAGAUUGGAUGGUCGAAAUUUGAUCGAUGAAUGGUCGCGAAAUCGUCGCCUCCGUAACGUCGCUGCAGAAUACGUGACCAAUAAAGAACAAUUCGAGAAAGUCGACCCGCGGAAAGUUAACCAUUUACUAGGCUUAUUUUCUUAUUCACAUAUGGACUUCGACGUUGACAGGAAUGCAAAUGGGAGCGGUGAUCCAUCCCUUGCCGAGAUGACGGUCAAGGCUUUGCAAAUUCUGUCGAAAAAUCCCGAGGGAUACUUUCUAUUCGUUGAAGGUGGCAGGAUCGAUCACGCCCACCAUUACAACAACGCGUACCGAGCCCUCGACGAGACCCUAUCCCUCGAAGAGGCCGUCAGGGCCGUCCUCGACGAGGUCGACCUCUCGGAAACGCUGCUGGUUGUCACCGCCGAUCACUCCCACGUCCUGACUUUGGGUGGUCUGGCCACUCAUCGAGGAAAUCCCAUUCUGGGUUCGGACAGUAAAGUAUCGGACGUGGAUGGAAAACCCUACACGACGUUAUUGUACAGCAAUGGUCCCGGCUACACAGAGCCUAGGUCCAUCGUCCGGGAAGCAGGAAAGGACUCCAUUCAGACCGCAGGUGUACCGAGAGCUUGGGCGACCCACGGCGGAGAAGACGUGCCGGUUUUUGCGACCGGGCCAUUGUCGACUGUCCUGUUUUCCGGAAGCGUCGACCAGAGCUAUAUUCCACACGCGAUUUCCUACGCAGCCUGUUUGGCUCAUCAUGCCAGUCGUUGCUCCAGAGAGGCUGCAAUGAAUGACACGAUCACGACCAUAAGCUGUCCAUCCGCGGAACCGAACAGUGCCGCUAUCUCCAGCGACGUGAUGAACGAUCAAGCGAGGAAUCCGCCGACCAAGUCGGCCGCAGCUUUCGUUAUUGGAAAGCUUCAUCUACUUUUACUUACUGCCUUAGUCGCUCCUGCGUUGACGUUGCGUUUCCCGCAGAGGAGUUAGUAUUGGCCCACUGUAAUGAUGUCCUGGGAGCACAUAUUGCGAAGAUUUACGAACGGUCCGAGGAUAGAAUAGAGCGAUCGAGAAUCAAGCUGUGUGUAAGAACAAAUGAGGAAACAAAUGGAAAGUUCAUACACUUUUAUUUUUUACUACCUAAGAAGAAUGAUUGAAUCCAGAUUUUUCUUGUACUUUCAAUUAUUUUACCAAUUGUUUAUUAUUUGAUCCCUUUAUUUCGCUAUCAAAGAUUGCAGUAUUUUACGAAAUAAAUGACUUCUGCUGUGAGUGAUAUUCUGGGUGCGUGGUUCGUGAAACGUUUCUGAACAAUUUUGAAGUCGAUAGUGAUCGAUAGAACAACGUAUAGUAUAAGCAAGAAACCAUACAUGGACAAUGAACUCAAUGCCAUCAUGGCAUCAAAACGCGAAUACACGUUGGACGUUUCUCCUCGACAUUUUGGUGUAUUAGAGGAGGUAAUUUUCAUCGCUUCGCAAGUGGCAAUUGUACAGUUUAUGAGAUAAGACAGUAGCCGUCCCAAAGCCGACUGCUGGAAUUUGUACAAAAUACUUAUACUUAAGUUUCAUGCGUAUUGAGGGUGAAUUCCCGAAGUAGUCAUUUUACAAUGCCCCUGAUAAGAUUUCGACGAGUCCCGAAAGCUGAUUUGCUGUACGAAUAAUGACCUGAAAAACGUACUAGGAGAACGAUAUGAGUAUAAUAAAAGAAGAAGUAUAUUUACAACUCGCGAGGGAAACGAUUCAACAAAUUACACACACCGAUCGGGACUAGUAUUGAACCAUUACUAGAAUUAUUUGGAAAUAUUUAUCGACAUUCACGUAAAAAAAAAAGGAUAAUUGAACAGCGACAUCCAUAUUGGUCUUGGGCAUAUUGUAAUUGUUUAAGCAAUUCAUUUAUACUGCAAUCUCAUACAACGCUACAAGACUAACGAGAUUUGAAACUGGAUUUGAAUAUGCAUUUUCACAUAAUCGAAUGUAUCGAAUUAAAAUAAUGGUACAGGCAAACGGAAUGAUAUGUAUGACAUUACACAUACUGAAUUAAUAACGAAGUUGCGAAACGAUUUACUUGUUAUAAAAAAAUACCGAAUUCGCAAGGCUUAUCUUUUUAGUAACCUUAUCAACAAUUACUUAGCACUUUACUUAAAAAUACGCUUUACGUACAUACUUGCAAGAAAUGUUCAAUAUUCCAGUACUCAAACUCGGUUUCAAUAUUCCAAUAAGAAUAUGUGAAAGUAUGCCCAAAAAUAAAUAACUCACCGUUCCACAUAACAUAUGGCGAGCCGAGAAUGAUGAACUAAAAAUAGAAAUGUAUAAACAAUUUUCACGGUAAUGAAAAUCAGUGAAUGGUACUCUGAAAUGCAGGGUAAGAGGACGCAUACUACCAAGGGAUAUAACGUAAAGAAAAAGAUAACUGAAAAAAUAAGUGCAAGAAUGUAAAGGAAUUUACAGGAAAGCUUCGUGAAGUUCUAGGAUCAUCAACGACAGAAUUUAAAACGACUCGCGAAACGAAUUAUCUCAUCGCCGACAGCUCUUUCGGACUUAUCCGAAAAUUGUACAGUGUGCACAUUGAGAUUCCAGAUUAGUGAACUUUUCAAAGCGUUUGAUGCUUAGACGUGGUGCGGCGGUAAUGUGUUAUAGUAUUAAAGUAAAUCCUCACCCUCGUCGAGAGUUAUCAAUAGACCCCGGGGCCAAUAUCACUAGGUGAACAACAGCGUUUGUUUUUCCGAAAACUCGGAAUGAAACAAUCUAAUCGGAACAGCUCUCCAUUUGGCGAAAACUGUGUCAUUAUCAAGUUGACGUUUCCACGGAUCAAUUUUUGCAAAGAAGAUGCGCUUAUUACGUAGAACCUUAAUUCGCCCAUCAGUCGCUACGGUGGAAAUGCAAUUGUCUUAAUGAGGCUCAUUGAAUGAGUAUCAUUGAAUGUAAAAUAUAACGAAAAGAUAUUUGCACAGACACAAAAGGUGGCUUGAAUGUUCAAUAAUUUGCAAGGUCUGCUGCUAUUUCGCAAAAUGUAUUUAACGUAUAGUUUAUUUUGGGACGAGAUGGAGUGAAUGUCAAGUGGGUUAAACUCAAAUUGAUGGUAGAUUUUGUUGAAUUUAAGACUGGAUUUUAUACAAUGUAGGUGUGUGUCACUAUAAGAAAUUUAUAAUUCUAUAUAAAUAAAUUUCAGUUUAUAAUGCAUAAAGUUACGAUAUACGUAUGCGAACAAUCUUUAUGAAUAUCAUUUUGGACAGGAAACGUGAAAGUUUUGCACAAUUCUUUUUCUGUUUGCUACGUUUUUUACACUUCCAAUUUUGGGACAAAGAAGGAUUGUGGAGGUUAGUAAUUAAGUAUGAUAAUAAUUCGGUAACAACGCCAUAGUUGAUGUUCUGCGUCAAUAUUCGAGAAGGGUAGACAGCGUUAUUUAUUUACAUCAAUAGUCAUUGUUGAAUUCUAUUUAUAUCAAUAGCAACGGCUCAAUUACUAACGAUGGAAGUAAGUAUAGUACGUAAAUAUUACCGUCAUGAUUAAUAAUUGAGCCUGGCAUGUUUAGGAUAUUAAUCAAUUUAUUAGACCGGCCGCAAACAUCUAGUGUUUUUUCAUGGGGAAGUCGAAUUUGGUGCCGAAAAACCCUAGUGUUUGCGGCUGCCCCUAAUGUCGUCCAUCUCUGACUCGAAGUGGCAUUUGAGAUAUAACGUUUUCAACAUGUUUUAUCCGUUGGUGAUAUUUUAAACAAUACGAUCAUUUUAUCAGUGGAAUACACUAAUCGUGUACCUGCGGCGAGUGUUGGUGAUCUGGGAAUUUUAGAAAUGUUAUGACACGAACUCAGCGAUCUGUAUUUCUGUAAAUAUCAUAAGCACGAAUUACUACAAAUGAAAAAUAUUAUAGAUA
Molecule: messenger RNA, 4616 nt
Organism: Orussus abietinus
Lineage: Eukaryota; Metazoa; Arthropoda; Insecta; Hymenoptera; Orussidae
Product: alkaline phosphatase
Exons: 9
Coding region: 1-1740 (579 amino acids)
Biological process (GO): dephosphorylation
Molecular function (GO): alkaline phosphatase activity
Source: RefSeq, a predicted model, not a curated record